UCAAAGAAUAUGCAUUAAUCAUGUUCACCAUAUAAAAAAGCAUCAGUUAAUGGAUAAUCAACAAAUUUUUACAAUUCACCUUUCUUUCAAAAAUCCCAAACCCUAAUCCUGAUAUCUCUAAACAAAUUGUCAGGAGUUGCAUUUAUCCAAGUCCAUACUUAUGUAAUUAUAAAUUUCUAUAUGUUAUUACUGUUUCUAGCCUCUAGGCGGUAGUAAUUGCUGUCCGGAAUGUAUUUUGUUUACUUGUCAGGCAGACUCUGCUUGACAUGUGAAGUCCUGCGCGCCCAAACUAAAUGAAACCACUUAAAAUCUUGUGGCCAAGAUUUCCUCAGAGGCCAAGAUUUUCACUACUGAUAGAGUUGUUCACUAUUGAUAGUGAUAAGCUAAUCUUGUGCAGCAUUUUCAAUUGUCUGGUGUACAAGUACAACCAUGGUUUUCAGCUUUUUCCCAUUCAGCAUUCUCUUCUUUUUUGUAUUGGUAACCUCAGCAAGGUUGGUAUAUUCGUUGUCAAACAAUUUUACUGAUGAGCAAGCUCUGCUUUCAUUCAAGUCCUCAAUAACAGAAGACCCCUCGGGGGUGCUAGAGUCGUGGAACAAUUCCAUCCACUUCUGUCAUUGGACAGGCGUUACAUGCAGCCGCAGGCGACAGAGAGUAACAGUACUCGACCUCUCAUCACUAAAUUUGGCGGGUACAUUGUCUCCUCAUAUUGGAAACCUCUCGUUCCUGAGGACAAUUUACCUCUUUGAAAACCGUUUUCAUGGCUUGAUUCCAAAUGACAUUGGUCGACUGUUUCGCCUACAGGAUCUUUCUCUGGGAAACAACUCUUUUCAGGGUGGAUUUCCUGCCGAAUUGCAUCGUUGUACAGAUAUCAGAUUCAUCAAUUUGCACAACAACAAUCUUCAAGGAGAAUUAGCUAUUGACUUUGCUUCUUGGUCUAAGCUUGAUUUCAUUGAUCUUAGCGAAAAUCAUAUUAGUGGAUCCAUUCCACCAUCGAUAGGAAAUGUAUCAUCACUCCGUUUGAUUUAUCUUGGUGAUAACAAUCUAACUGGUGACAUACCUUGGGAAAUGGCUCAUAUCGCAAAAUUAGAGGAUCUUGAUUUGUCAUAUAACAGAUUGUCGGGUACGAUUCCCCUACCACUUUUUAACAUAUCGUCUCUCUAUAUUGUUGGUCUUGCCGUUAACAUGUUACAAGGAACACUUCCAUCGGAUUUGGGCUUCACCCUUCCUAAGCUGCAAGAAUUUUAUGUUGGUGAGAACAAACUUUCCGGACCAUUUCCACCGUCAGUUGUUAAUGCGUCUAAUCUACAUUAUCUUUGAUAUCAUUGAUAACUGUAUUGUUGGGCCUAUACCAAACAA
This is a messenger RNA of Daucus carota subsp. sativus, 1356 nucleotides long. RefSeq names its product putative receptor-like protein kinase At3g47110. Gene Ontology annotation, molecular function: protein binding. The transcript has a single exon. The coding region runs from base 430 to 1317 and encodes 295 amino acids. NCBI's taxonomy places the organism in Eukaryota, Viridiplantae, Streptophyta, Magnoliopsida, Apiales, Apiaceae. The record is from RefSeq and is a predicted model, not a curated record.